UAUCCGGUCAGCGAAGGGCUGGCUUUAUUUCCCACAAUUCUCCCAGAAAUCUCAAGUUGCGGAUGGAGAGGAUCAAGGCUGAUCGGUAGGUGCGUGAGUGGAGGAACUUUAUUUUGUUCGCUUAGGCCUACUGUCAGCUCUGUAUGUACAGAUUAGGAGACCAGAUUAUUCACUUCCGGGCCCGAUAUCCCGGUGCAGAUCUGAGAUAAGGAAACAGUGGCGUAAGCCAUGGCGUCUGGUUGAUUCCGGGACCGUGUACCCAAUACAAGGUAUAUCAGUCAACCCUCUCCUCAUUUCCUUCGUCCUCAAACAAAUUUGCAUACCCUAAGCCCAAGGCCACUUACCAUCAUGACGACUGUCAGCAUUGACUCCCAUGCUCCGGCGGAUGUCGCCCAGUUUGUGGCCAAUGCCGGAGUAAGUAAGGGCAACAUGCGCCUUGAUAAGGUCUUCUUCAGCGCCUUUUCUGCUGGUUGUCUGCUUGCCUUUGCCUGUGGAACGGCUCUGAGUACCAAUACAACGGCAUGGUUUCAAGAAAAUGCGCCCGGCUUGAUUCGCACAAUAUCCGCCCUCGUCUUCCCUUAUGGUUUGUGUAUGAUCAUCUUAACGGGAGCUGACCUCUGCACUGGAUCUUUCAUGUUCACCACUAUUGCUGCACUCCAACGCAAACUGCCCUGGUACAAGAUGCUGCUCCACUGGUUCGUGACCUUCUGGGGCAACCUGGCUGGAUCUCUCUUUGUUGUCGCCAUCAUCUUUGGCUAUGGCAACGUCUUUGCUGCCGACCCCUACAAAUCUGAGGUCAUCGCCUUUGCCACGAAGAAACAACUCACCCCGGACUUCCAUCAUAUUUUCCUCCGCGGUAUAGGCUGCAACUGGCUUGUCUGUCUGGCUUGCUUCCUUGGUGUGCAGGGCCGCGAUGUCGCCUCCAAGGUUGUAGGUAUCUGGUUCCCGACCUUUGCCUUCGUAUCGCUAGGCUUUGACCACGUCGUCGCCAAUAUGACCUUCAUCCCGAUGGCGAUCUGGCUGGGUGCGCCCAAGAUCACAGUAGGGCUGUACAUCUGGAAGGGGAUCAUUCCAACCCUGCUGGGGAAUAUCAUUGGAGGUGGAUUGUUUGUCGGUACAUACUACUGGUACAUGUACCUCUUGAGCGGAGAGAUGGUCACUCUCACUGGGAUGUACAAGUCAGGCACGACAACGCCUCGUUCGGGGGAUGUCGAGGCCAUGGCUGCUGAUAAGCAGAACUAA
Molecule: messenger RNA, 1242 nt
Organism: Aspergillus novofumigatus IBT 16806
Lineage: Eukaryota; Fungi; Ascomycota; Eurotiomycetes; Eurotiales; Aspergillaceae
Product: putative formate/nitrite transporter
Exons: 4
Coding region: 349-1242 (297 amino acids)
Biological process (GO): nitrite transport; transmembrane transport
Cellular component (GO): membrane
Molecular function (GO): high-affinity secondary active nitrite transmembrane transporter activity
Source: RefSeq, a predicted model, not a curated record